Messenger RNA from Scomber japonicus (chub mackerel), 1117 nucleotides. RefSeq lists its product as uncharacterized. The transcript has 2 exons. Lineage: Eukaryota; Metazoa; Chordata; Actinopteri; Scombriformes; Scombridae. The record is from RefSeq and is a predicted model, not a curated record. The coding region runs from base 192 to 932 and encodes 246 amino acids. Gene Ontology annotation, molecular function: metal ion binding.
GGAAACCUUGGUGUUGUUUCAUUGAAAAGGGAAAUGGGAAUGAUUGAAGAUUUUGUCUCCGUAUUAUUUUAACAUGACUAACAGUCCACUGUAGUGAUCGUGCUCUAAAGGGACAAUAUUAGCACGCUUCACCUUUGAGACCAAGCUAACGAGCUAAGUAACUUAGCUUAGCUUCAGGUGAUAUUAGCGGUAUGAACUCUCUGGUCGGAUACGGAGUGUCCUCGGAGUCUGACAGCGAUGGAGAUGUAGAGGAUGGAAACCACGGCGUACCUCGUUCUGGAAAGGAUGGAGACAAUGAAGCGACCGCUGUCAAAAAGACCCGCAACUUUUUACUGGAGUCUGGUUCUGCCUCCAGUGAGUCAGAAACCGGAGAAGAGGACCGGGACCCUUCUCUAUCACCGCCACAUCCAGCACAAGCACCGCCUGCUGUACGCCAGCCCAACCUGCCCGCACCGUCCCUGGGCUCCCUCACCUCUAACAAACUGCCUCCUCCUCCUCUAAACGCCUGCUCUCACAGCAGUGUGUUUGCCAACCCCUUCAAGGCUCAGGCAGACCAGAAGCUCAGCGCCUUGCAGAAACAUGUCCCCUUAACAAUGGAGGCCAAACCCUCACAGAUAGGAGGUAAAAGGAUGUGUGUGUCAUACAGGAAAGACGGAAGGUGCAGGUUCGGGAUCAAAUGCAAGUUUGCUCACGACAGUGAUCUCCAAACCGCAGUUAGUCCCUCUGACUGUCCUCCACCUGCGAGUGAUGAAGCACCGGCAUCAGCUCAGGUUGUGCCCCGUGCAGGUGGCUCACAGGAGACUGAAGAAGAUUCAGAGGGGCAACAAGUGAAGAAGAGGAGGGUUGGACUGAGUAACACCUUGAUUCCUCCUAAACGGGCUAUGAAGCAGUUUGCUAUGCAGAGGGACAGGGAGCGGAUCAAUAUGUCCUGAUGGGUUUUUUUUAUUAGCAAUGACAGUGUGCUGUCACAAAGCAAUAGUAUGCAGUUGAUACCUUUGUGUGUGUGUGUCUAUAAUAAUAGUGUACAAAUAAUAACUCAGGCAUACAGUGUUUAAAAUGUUGAUGAGUAAAAAUAGUGUUAAUGAAUACAAAUAGGCUAAAUGUUAAGACAUUUAUU